AUGGCAGGCCUACCUAAUAAAGAAGUGCCCAGUUUGCUAGCACCUGACUUUUAUACGCCAAUGCCUAACACAGCGGCGUUUCGUGAUCUAUUAAUUUUCGAGGAGAGGCUCAAGCAGAAUGCUGCGCGAAUGAAAGAGCGCAAGAAUAAAUACCAAACAUUUUUAAUUGUACUUUGUCUUUUCAUUGUAUGGCUCACCUAUCUGUUUCUGUUUGCCACGCCUCAGAUUUAUCCCUCAAGCGAAUCGAUCCCUGCGCACAUUCAACAUGUACCUAAAUAUGCGAACUGUGCGAUCAUGGCCCUCUUGGAUAACCUGGAUCUCUUUUCUACGUGGUUCUAA
This is a messenger RNA of Malassezia pachydermatis, 339 nucleotides long. RefSeq lists its product as hypothetical. The record is from RefSeq and is a predicted model, not a curated record. Lineage: Eukaryota; Fungi; Basidiomycota; Malasseziomycetes; Malasseziales; Malasseziaceae. Gene Ontology annotation, cellular component: cytoplasm; Nem1-Spo7 phosphatase complex. Bases 1 to 339 code for a protein of 112 amino acids. Gene Ontology annotation, molecular function: protein phosphatase regulator activity. The transcript has 3 exons.